Dentiscutata heterogama is the source of this 227-nucleotide messenger RNA. Lineage: Eukaryota; Fungi; Glomeromycota; Glomeromycetes; Diversisporales; Gigasporaceae. The record is from the annotation of a GenBank genome assembly.
GGAGAGAAGAGGAUAGCAAAAUAAGAAAUGAAUUUAUAGAUGCAGAUAAAAAAAUUUCAAAUCCAUCAAAUUCACAAAAACAUUCGGACGCCAUAUAUACCAGUCGACUCCUUACCGAAGAACUUAACUUGAAAAACCUUCCAGAACCAAAAAAUUCAAUCGAAUUAAAUGCACCACCAAGUUCGGAACAUGUUAUUCCUUCAGAUGAAGAAUCUCCUAGUAAGUGA